This is a messenger RNA of Liolophura sinensis, 957 nucleotides long. RefSeq names its product 52 kDa repressor of the inhibitor of the protein kinase-like. The transcript is spliced from 2 exons. The coding region runs from base 316 to 957 and encodes 213 amino acids. NCBI's taxonomy places the organism in Eukaryota, Metazoa, Mollusca, Polyplacophora, Chitonida, Chitonidae. Gene Ontology annotation, molecular function: sequence-specific DNA binding. The record is from RefSeq and is a predicted model, not a curated record.
AGGAAUACUGUCAAGAAAAUAAAUUAUUUGUGCCUCCAAACUGUUUAAAAAGAUCAUAUUGAUAGUAUUUGGGCCCCUGUAACCACAAACGGCCUGCUUGUAGUCGUUCUGAUGCAACCGGCGACGAAUACCGCUCGGCUGAAUAUGCAUAUUGUGAAUUUCAAAGCGAGGCUGCUGAGCCCGUGACGUCACGGUAAGAAGACUCUGGCUCCAUGCGUGCAGAAGUUCUAUAAUAGAAGGCUAUAAACACGCGACCAAAAGGCAUUUAUUUCGACCCAAAUUUGCUGUUGUUUGAGAAAUUUUUGAAAGGUAGUUAUGCCUGUGAUCUGUGCAGCUUACGGAUGCAACAGUCAGCUUGUCAAGGGAGGUGGAAUUUCUUUCUUUGCCUUUCCAAAAGAUGCGACCACGAGGAAAGUCUGGCUUCAUUAUUGCAAGAGGGACUUCGAUCUCAAGUACCACCACAAACUGUGCAGUAAGCAUUUCUCCAAAUGCAUGUUUGAUCGAGACCCAGAGAAGUUGGCGAGCCUGGGCUAUGAAAAUGCAGUAGCACGGCUAACAACAGGUGCUGUACCGGACAUUCCCCUGUCAAUUGAGAUAUCGAGUCCUUUGUCUGAAGUACCGAAACAACAACAACAACAACAACAGUCUGUUCGACCUGUCAGCACACCCCACAGAAAAGCUUUCACAAAACGUAACAGGAAGAGGGCACUGGAUGAACUCCUGGAGGAAUUCGAAAAAGACAAGGAAAAUGCUGAUCCUGAGACAUCUGGAGAAAAUAGCCAUUUACCUUCUGAAGCUGAAAGCUUUCAAGUGAUGACAGAGAAGGUUGUUAUAGAAGCACCUGUAACUAGAUCAGUGGCAACCCAAAUUGGAAAGGUAGAGUCCAUGUUGGUAAACUCAGGGGAGGUAAUUCAGUGGCAUCCUGUACAUUAUUACCAAAAUGUGGUCAUGUUUUGA